Micromonas pusilla CCMP1545 is the source of this 219-nucleotide messenger RNA. RefSeq lists its product as uncharacterized. Gene Ontology annotation, cellular component: mitochondrial inner membrane. The annotation marks the transcript as partial. The transcript has a single exon. NCBI's taxonomy places the organism in Eukaryota, Viridiplantae, Chlorophyta, Mamiellophyceae, Mamiellales, Mamiellaceae. The record is from RefSeq and is a predicted model, not a curated record. Gene Ontology annotation, biological process: mitochondrial respiratory chain complex IV assembly.
CUCGCGUCGAUCGCGGCGUGGUGCAAGGAGCACAAGCUCCGGACGAUCGGCGGCGUCUGGCUCGGCGGCGUCGCCGGCGCGUUCGCGUGGAACAGCACGCGGACGCAUCUCUCGGCCGCGGCGAGAGUGUUCCACACGCGCAUCUACGCGCAAGCGCUCACGCUCGGGUGCUUGAUAGGGAGCGCGGCCGCGGAGCUGUACGACGCGAAGUACGGCGCG